AUAGACUUGUAUAUACAUUCCAUUCUAGAGGUAGAUUUGACUAAGAUAUUUAAUAUUAAAAACUCAACUUAGAAUUGUCUGAUAAAUUCUUCAGAACCUGUUAAAAAUAUUAUAAACUCAACUUGGAAGUGUCUGAUACGGUCUUCGAACUCAAAACCUAUUAUAACCUUAAAACACAACCUAUCAAACUAACCAGGGUCCAGGAAUCCAAAUUGGAAAUCCUCCCAUCCAAACAAAACAGAAAAAAGGAAAGAAAAUCUAAUCCACAAAUCCCAACUUCCAUUCAUUCCACCAUUGAAAUGAUGCUAACUUUACACACCCAAAAUCUCAAAUCCUUAACUUUCAACAAAAAACUAUACCAUCAUUAUUCCCAUUCUCACUCCUCACCUUCAGUAUGGAAGAUCAUCAAUGUAAAUGGGAAUGCAAAUGUAUGGAACUCUCAGGCCAUCAGUGGGAUUGGCAUGCUAGCAGCUGCGGUGGUGCUUUCGACGCCUCCGCCUUCCGAAGAGACGUUGUCCAAUAUACCACAAGAGCUUUCAGGGAAGUCUUGUGAUCCUAUGGACAAGGAGUGUGAUCAGAGUAAUAUGAAGAAGAACAGAAUCCAACGUCCGAAGUCUAGGAAUGCUGAGUCUUGUACUACUAAGUGUGUUGGCACUUGUAUUCGUGGUGGCGAUGGCUCCCCCGGUGAAGGUCCUCUAAAUAUUCGAAGACCUAUAAUUGUAUUUAAGCAGGGAUUUCGAAGUCGACAAUAUUGCUUGGUGGAAUGUUCAGAUAUAUGCAACUUGCUCGACGAUGCAGAUAAGAGACGUUGAUAUAAUCUCGGUCAUCAUAUUUCAUUCCUGUGAUAUAGUCGAUAGUUAUGUGAUUUUUGAUGAAAAUCAUGAAUUUUGUGGAAUUUUAACCAGAAAUGGUGUGUACAUAGUAAUUAUACACUGACUACUGUUGUACUCACUUAAGUAAUGUAAUGAUUCAAUAUCAUUCAAAUUGGAAAAACUAAA
Messenger RNA from Chenopodium quinoa (quinoa), 998 nucleotides. RefSeq lists its product as uncharacterized. Lineage: Eukaryota; Viridiplantae; Streptophyta; Magnoliopsida; Caryophyllales; Amaranthaceae. The record is from RefSeq and is a predicted model, not a curated record. The transcript has 3 exons. Bases 300 to 812 code for a protein of 170 amino acids.